Molecule: messenger RNA, 1871 nt
Organism: Humulus lupulus (European hop)
Lineage: Eukaryota; Viridiplantae; Streptophyta; Magnoliopsida; Rosales; Cannabaceae
Product: elongation factor Tu, chloroplastic
Exons: 1
Coding region: 161-1627 (488 amino acids)
Biological process (GO): mitochondrial translational elongation
Cellular component (GO): mitochondrion
Molecular function (GO): GTPase activity; translation elongation factor activity; GTP binding
Source: RefSeq, a predicted model, not a curated record
AGAUAACACAACACACUUCACUCUAAACUCAUUUCACUCCAAUCCAUAUCCCUAUCUUCUUCUCCUUCUCCCCCAAAAUCCCACCAUUGCUCAAUCUCUCUCUUGAGCUGAGAAGAAGAAGAAGAAGCUUGGCUUAGCUUAGCUUUAUCCCAACUCUACAAUGGCAAUUUCUUCAACUGCAGCCUCAGCUUCCACUAAGCUCGUUUACCCAUAUGCAUCUUCAUCUUCACCUUCUUCUUCUUCUUCUUAUCCUUCAACCAAUGCCAUUUUAGCCUCUAGACCAACAUCGAAACUGACCCAUCUCUCUUCUUCGUUCAUAAACCCCUCCACCAUUCUUCACCUCACACCAGUCACCACAACUACCCCCACUCGACACUCCCGGUCCUUCACAAUCCGAGCGGCUCGUGGGAAGUUUGAGAGGAAAAAACCCCAUGUCAAUAUUGGCACAAUAGGCCACGUCGACCACGGCAAGACCACCCUCACUGCUGCUCUGACCAUGGCCUUGGCUUCCACCGGAGGAGGUGCCCCCAAGAAGUACGACGAAAUUGACGCCGCCCCAGAGGAACGUGCUCGUGGUAUCACCAUCAACACCGCCACCGUCGAGUACGAGACGGAAAACAGGCACUACGCCCAUGUCGACUGCCCUGGUCACGCUGAUUAUGUGAAGAACAUGAUUACCGGUGCUGCCCAGAUGGACGGAGCUAUCCUCGUCGUUUCAGGUGCAGACGGCCCAAUGCCUCAGACCAAGGAGCACAUUCUGUUGGCUAAGCAAGUGGGUGUGCCUAACAUGGUGGUUUUCUUGAACAAACAGGACCAAGUUGAUGAUGAGGAGCUUUUGCAGCUUGUGGAGUUAGAGGUUCGUGAGUUACUUUCUUCGUAUGAGUUUCCUGGUGAUGAUGUGCCUAUUGUUUCUGGUUCUGCUUUAUUAGCUUUAGAGGCUUUAAUGGCUAAUCCUACCAUUAAACGAGGAGAGAACCAAUGGGUUGAUAAAAUUUAUGAGCUUAUGGACUCUGUUGAUGAUUACAUUCCAAUCCCACAACGCCAAACUGAUCUUCCAUUUUUGCUUGCCAUAGAAGAUGUGUUUUCGAUUACAGGUCGUGGUACUGUGGCCACUGGCCGUAUAGAAAGGGGUACCAUUAAGGUUACUGAUACAGUUGAAAUUGUUGGUCUAAAGGACACAAGAACCACUACCGUUACUGGGGUUGAAAUGUUUCAGAAAAUCCUUGAUGAUGCUAUGGCUGGUGACAAUGUGGGAUUGUUGCUUAGAGGUAUUCAGAAAGCUGAUAUACAGAGAGGGAUGGUUUUGGCUAAGCCUGGUACCAUUACCCCACAUACCAAGUUUGAGGCAAUUGUGUAUGUGUUGAAGAAGGAAGAGGGUGGCCGACAUUCACCAUUUUUCGCAGGCUACAGGCCUCAGUUUUACAUGAGGACUACUGAUGUCACUGGUAAAGUGCUCACCAUUAUGAACGAUAAGGAUGAAGAGUCUAAGAUGGUCAUGCCUGGCGACCGUGUCAAGAUGGUUGUUGAACUCAUUGUUCCAGUGGCCUGUGAGCAGGGAAUGAGGUUUGCUAUUAGAGAAGGAGGGAAAACAGUCGGAGCCGGUGUUAUUCAAUCCAUAAUUGAGUAAAAGAGGAAGAUUAUUUCGGAGUCUGUUAGCAAACUGUCAUUCUCACCAUUUUGAGUGGUGUCAAAAACUUUUAUGUUAUCAGCUUAAUUCUUGUUUAGUUUUGGGACUUUACUCAAUAUCCUUUUCUUUUAUCCAAUGUCAUAUAUUUUGUAGGUUUGUUUCCCUUUCUCCCUUUUUGAUGUUUAGUCUAGCUGGAUGAUGUAAUGGUGAUAAUUGAUAUAAUUCAACAAAAGUUUGGCUUUAA